Messenger RNA from Pelobates cultripes (western spadefoot toad), 426 nucleotides. The record is from the annotation of a GenBank genome assembly. Lineage: Eukaryota; Metazoa; Chordata; Amphibia; Anura; Pelobatidae.
AUGCUGGAAUUGAGUAAUGCCUAUUUUCCUAUUGAAGGACUGGAAUCGAGUAAUGCCUAUUUUCCCAUCGAGGGACUGGAAUCAAGUAAUGCCUAUUUUCCCAUCGAGGGACUGGAAUCAAGUAAUGCCUAUUUUCCCAUCAAGGGACUGGAAUCGAGUAAUGCCUAUUUUCCCAUCGAGGAACUGGAAUCGAGUAAUGCCUAUUUUCCCAUCGAGGAACUGGAAUCGAGCAAUAACUGUUUUCCCAUCAAGGGACUGGAAUCAAGUAAUGCCUAUUUUCCCAUCGAGGAACUGGAAUCGAGCAAUAACUGUUUUCCCAUCAAGGGACUGGAACAGAGUAAUGCCUAUUUUCCCAUUGAGGGACUGGAAUUGAAUAAUGCCUAUUUUCCCAUUGAGGUACUGGGAAGUGGCCUAUUUUCCCAUUGA